AAAAGCGCUUCCAAAACGCUCCGACAUUUCAGUUGCUUCAAAAUUAUCGCCCCAAACCGCUGCCCGCGUCGUCCAAACGUUUGUUUUUUCCCCAACUUUCUAUAUAGAAUAUAUUUUUUUUUUGAGUGAAAUAUUUUUUGGCCAACUCUUUGGAAUUGUAAAAUGUCUUUCAUCGGCAACACAUCGGAUCUGGAGUGCGAAAAGAACGAGUUUCCGAGGCCGCGCUCCACGGGCAUUGUCACCAAAGUGGCGGCCCACAAGCUGUCCUCGGAGCCCAAAUGGGUUGACAAGCGGGAGGAGGACUCCGAUUCGGAGGUCUCAUCACCGGAUAACUUCUUAACCAAAGGCGCCUUCCUACUGACCCCCUCCUAUGAACUGUCCAUGGAAAGGGCGGCCCUCAUCUGCGAGAAGAUGAGCUUCAAGGGAUGCUUCAGUUUGACCAAAACCGCUACAGGAAUUCUCUUUAAAUUCUCACAUCCAGAUGACUAUCAGGCGGUCUUCAAGAAGGGCUUCCACAAGGUCACCGGAGCGCGCUUCUAUCGCAAGCAAACAUUUUCGCGCAGUAUUGCCAUUCCGUGCCGGCCCCGGAAAACGUUCACCCUCUAUGUCCUGGACGUGCCCGAGGAUCUACCCGUCGAGGAUAUCCGUCAUGCCAUGUACAAGUUCGACUCGGUGGUGGAGGUAGUCCGGCUGCAUAUCUAUUCGAGCUUGGGUAGCAACACCGGCGGCUCAUCCGCGGUGGCCACCAGCUCCUCCUCCGCCGGCGUCGACAAGGGCGUCGAAGGUGAGCAGUUGCAGCUGCUGCAGACGCCGACCCAGACCCUGCGCAGAGCUGCCCUCCGAAGCACCUCGAAGAGCGUGGGUUCCGUGGUUGGCGAUGCCAUCGAGAAGGCGGAGCGUCCGGAGCGACGGGAACUGCCCCCAGCCGUCAUCCGGAUCACUCUGGCCUCGAUGGAUGAGUACAACAUCCUGUUGCAGAAUGGACUCAACUUCUAUGACGCCACCUUCUUUCCCACUGAGGCCAAUAUAUCGCUGAAGGGCGCCAAGAUCGAUUACAAGCGCAGAAUGCUUGACGGCUCAAUACCCGGACGGGUGAGGGAACUGCUGCCCGUAUUCGAUGCGGCUGGCUUCUGCAAGCUGCCACCGCCCACCAGCAAGCUAAUUAAGCCACCGAGGUCAUAGAUCCAUCAAUCCAACAUCCAGCCAACCGACUCCCCACAAGACGAUCCAGAUGCGAGAAAACGAUUACGAUUACGACGACGAAGAUGAUGACGAAGAAAGCGUUCCGGCCAAAUACACAGAUGUCAGAUGUGAUAUCCGGGGCCACUACCCCUACCUAUAUAUACCCUACCUAUUACCUAUUACCCAUCCUCAUCCGGCCAUCUUCCACUCUCCGCCAGCCAUAUAACCCGAUUUUGGAUAAUCAUCCGAACAAGCGGAUGCCAACAUUUCCGUUCGCCGAUCCGAUCCAUAAAAUAUAAUUCCUCUUUUGGUUUUUAUUCAUCAUUUAUAUUUUUUUUUGCCUCUGUGAACUGUUUAAUUUAUAAAUAUAUAUACCUAUUCUUUUUUUUUUUGCUAGUUUUAUUAUUAAAGGCCCUUAUAAGGCAUAGCAUCUAAUUUGUUCGAUUGUCUGUUUAACAAAGAAAUAAUAAAAGCGAAAUAAGAACGGAAAUAUUUAAUCAUAUUUUAGGGUUAAUGGGUCAUGGAUCAUGGAGUGAUAGUUUUGAGAAAUAAAUUCUAAUAACCCCUAUGCCCCCCAGAAAUAAAGGGAAUCCUUCUUUUGUGGACAUUGAAUUUAUUUAAAUGUUUAUAUUUCUUGUUUUUAGGUUUUUGUUUUUAUUAAAUUUUAGUUAAUUCAUUUAGGUUCGUUUUUUAUUUAGGUAUACAUAUAUAUCUUGAUUGAUUCAACAACAGACGAAUUUCAUAUUUUUUUUUUGUUUAAGUUUUCUUGCACAAAGCUCAACACAAAGACAUACAUAGAUCGUAAUAUAUAUAUUCGUAAGCAUAUCAUUUUUUUUACCAUACUGUCGAAUGUCUUGUAUAUCGUAUAUAAUAUAUAAUAAUUAAUAAUUGAUUUAAAGCAUAUAAUAUAUCUUGUAUCUUGUAUCUGUAUAAUAUAUAUAUAUAUAUAGUCUGUUUAGGAAAUACUCAUAGAACGUGAAACGAAGUCUCGAGAGUCUUCAAUGUUUCGACUUGGAAAAAACAUUAAAUAGCAUUGAAUAAUAAUUAAUAAAAAAAAAAAAAUUCACAGAAAUGGGAAGGAGAAUAAA
This is a messenger RNA of Drosophila ananassae, 2270 nucleotides long. RefSeq lists its product as uncharacterized. The transcript has 6 exons. The record is from RefSeq and is a predicted model, not a curated record. NCBI's taxonomy places the organism in Eukaryota, Metazoa, Arthropoda, Insecta, Diptera, Drosophilidae. The coding region runs from base 163 to 1182 and encodes 339 amino acids.